This is a messenger RNA of Candida tropicalis MYA-3404, 1134 nucleotides long. RefSeq lists its product as uncharacterized. NCBI's taxonomy places the organism in Eukaryota, Fungi, Ascomycota, Pichiomycetes, Serinales, Debaryomycetaceae. The record is from RefSeq and is a predicted model, not a curated record. The transcript has a single exon. The coding region runs from base 1 to 1134 and encodes 377 amino acids.
AUGAGUGAAGAAGUAGAAAUAGAGAAUCAGGUUAUACUGGAUGAACCAAUUGAUAUGGUUGACGAAUAUGUAUCUGAUGAUAAUAAAGAACAACAACACGAAAAAGAAUUGGAUCUUGAAAAUCAAAUUAAGGAACACGUAAACACCAAUGAUCAAACAGAACAACAACAACAACAAGAAGAAGAAGAGGACGACGAGGAAGAUGAUUUUGAUGAUUUUAAUGAAGCUGAAUUCCAAGCUGCUGAACAUAACAAAGAAGAAGAAGAAGUAGAAGAAGAAGAUGAUGAUGAUUUUGGAGACUUUGAUGAUGUUGAAUAUACUCAACAAUCUGAACAAUAUCAACAACCUGAACAUCAUGAACCAAGUUUACCAAGUUCAAUAUUUUCAAAUCCUUUAGAAUUUUCAAAUAAAUUAGAUUUAAAAUUAAAUGAAAUUUUCCCAACAACAACAACAACAUCGAAAGAAACCACAACUGAUAAUAUAAACACAACGAUAUUGAAUGAACGAUCAGAUAUUAUAUAUAAACAAAUUUCAAAUAUGCCUUAUUUACAACCUACAAAUUGGAUAAAAUCAAACAUUCGACAUAAUUUAUUAAUCAAAUUAGGAAUACCCAUAAAUCUAGAUGAACUAAAUACAACAACAACAACAUCAAUAACAAAUACAAAUACAAAUUCAACAGGGAUAGUACCGAUAAGUAAUAUAGAAAAUACAACAAGAAGAAGAUCAAGUAUUUCAGUAAAUGAUAUCAAAUGGAAUUUAUUUAAUAUACCUAAAUUUGAAGAAUUAAAUAUUGAUAAUGAUUUAAAAUUAUCAAUGAUUCAAAAUACUAAUGAAAUUUUAACUAAAAUUGAAUUGGAAAAUUUACAACAUAAUUCUGAACAAUUUUUACGUGAUUCUUCAAAUAGUGAAAUUAUUGAUGAUAAAUUAAAUCAAUUGAUGAAUAAUUAUCAAGAAUUGAUUAAAUUAAGUUCAAUUUGGAUCAAUCAAAUUGAUGAAUUGAAAAAUGAUUUUGAAACUUAUGAAAAUGUUGUUCAAAGUUUUAUUGGUUAUAGUCAAAAGUUAAGAAGAGAUGAAAUAUUUGAAAAUUUGAAGAAAUUAAAACAUACAAAAAAGAAAAAGAAAUUAUGGAACUAA